This is a messenger RNA of Bombus terrestris (buff-tailed bumblebee), 7005 nucleotides long. It is a transcript of the gene Sdc, whose product is annotated as syndecan. Gene Ontology annotation, cellular component: cell surface; membrane. The transcript is spliced from 5 exons. Gene Ontology annotation, biological process: cell migration. NCBI's taxonomy places the organism in Eukaryota, Metazoa, Arthropoda, Insecta, Hymenoptera, Apidae. The record is from RefSeq and is a predicted model, not a curated record. Bases 187 to 897 code for a protein of 236 amino acids.
CGCCCUCAGUGUCUCGCGGUUCAUCGAUCAGUGUGGUGUGUGUCGCGUUGUUGCUCCGGUGGAUUUUUGGUGGUUUCUUCCUGGCUGGGACGUACGCGUAAUUUUUUUCGUUUGGUUUCGUAGAACCGACGCGGUGAUCGGUCAGGGGGCUCUUGAACGGGCCCAGCGGUAAUUACAAAGGGAAAGAUGCAACCGAGGAUAUACUGGAUCCUGAUCAGUACGGCCGUCAUUCUCGCGGGAUGCAACGCCGCUACCGAGAAGGAUCAAAACGAAAAAGAGAGGACAGCGGGAGGAAGUUCGACGUACAACACGUCGGACGACAUCUAUUUGGACGACCAGGAAUUUUUAGAGGGAUCUGGUCGAGGAGGCAGCGAAGGUCGCGAUACUGAAGCAUCCGGAAGUGGCCUUGGACCGGACGACGAGGACGGCGACGACGAUCACGAUUUUAAUACCAACAACAGGAUAGAACCGCCCCCUCAAAGGCCGGUAGACCAACCAAAAGUACCAUACUCCAUCGACGAACCAAGUGUUAAAACUAAGGAACAGACGAUCAUCGAGCCCGUAAACCGACCCGACAACGAGGUCGAUGUAAUCGAGCCCUUAGAUGUCGAAGACGACUCGGAAAGCACCGACGACCAUCACGACGUAUACAUCAUGAACCCGAAACACGAGGACCGUGCCAGCUCUUUCUUUGCUCAACCAGGUGUGCUAGCAGCGGUGAUUGGUGGAGCGGUAGUUGGCCUGCUUUGCGCAAUCCUGGUGGUAAUGUUCAUCGUGUAUAGGAUGCGCAAGAAGGACGAGGGCUCGUACGCCCUGGAUGAGCCAAGAAGAUCACCAGCGGCGCAGGCGUUCCCUAAGCCCGGUGCGCCGCAUCACAAUCGAGAAUUCUACGCUUGAGGCGACAAAGCUUAUCUGGCUUUGGCACCGCCCAGUUUUGUCCCACGAUACCAUGCUGAGAAAGACGAUGUCCUUCAACCGAAUUAAGCGCCACCGCCGACGAUACGAUACAUCCGGAAUCUCCCACGAGGAUCUUGCGAAACACCUCGCUCACUGACCACAGAGAGACUUCCUUCACGUCGGGGACUAGCCAACCACCUUAAUCUCUUUCCGACCUUUCAAACAAAGAUUUGCCCAAUACUCCUGUUUCCUUUCAUCUUAACGCGCCUUCAGUCUCUUAAUGAUCUGUUCGUUUCGAUAAUAUUCUGCGUUUUAUCAUAGGCGACUAUCUUUUUUUAAUUUUGAACCGAUCACUUUCUGAGGUGGAACCUCCCUUAACCCCACAGCACUCUAUUUUCCUACUCGUGUGCCUCCUCACGCUGCGAGUAGUCUCCUGGGUUAAGCAUUAGUCCACCUCCGAGAGUAGAACGUAGAGACGUAGAAUCGUAGAAUGGUUUUGACUUAACUUAUUUUAUACUUUCGUACGAAGUCGGUGUUUCAUUGUUGGAUGUUUGUCUUUCUUCCGUAACUAUCGUGUGCUGAUAGAACUAGAGAGAGAGGGCGAUGACUGAUGAACCGCCCCGUCGUGAGUACUCGUCGGCAAGGUCGCGCCAAUUCCAGAUGCAUUUACACAACGUGUAUUUCAAAGCGUAUGCGUAUCCAGGCGUACGUAUACGCCUCCCUGUACAGGACUGAGAGCGCGAAAAUUCGUGGGCGAUAAACGCUGCUGGUAUGUCGUUAAUCAUUCUGGCCCGGUGGAAGGAGGGAAAGGAAGAAGGAUCGUUGCGCCACCGUGAUUUCUCUUCGACGCCAAUCCCUUGAACCACGACCUCGUUUAUCAGCGUUUCCUCUACUGUUCUCCUCUUAGUUUUUUUCUCCCUUCUCUGUUUUUCAUCCACUUUCUUCUUGUUUUCUAUUUAAUGAUCGUUUCCCAGAUUUGCAGAAACGUUUUUAACAGUAUGACCGCACAAGGACUUUGAUCCAUUGUCGUAUUUCCCAUUUCUCGAGUCCGGUUCUAUGGAAUUGCAAUGCCCAUUACAAUCGCUAGAGGAAAACUACUCUAUAAAAUAUGAGAUUGUUCUUGCUUUUUAAAGUUUAUUUCUGUCUUAGAAAUUCUGUAACUUAUUUUAAUCGCUAGGUUGAGAGUAAUAGAAUUAUAAUAAUAGUAAGGAAAAUAAAAAAUUAGGAAAUAGGCGAUGACUAUUUGGGGAAAGUGAUAGGUAAAGACGUUAAAAAUAACUUAAGGUUCUUAAUUUUUUAAAAGUCAUUAAUAUACCUAGAUAUGUCGUAGGAUAAUUAAAUAGAUAAUCCAGUAAGUUAAAUGGAUUGUUUAUAAUAAAUGACUAUAACGUGUUUGCAUUUUGGUGAAGGCAAACAACGCUAACCAUUAAUUAAAAAAAAAUUUAGAGGAAAUUGAAUACAUAUUAAAUCGAUUAAUUUAAAUUAGGUACGUAUUCAAAUGUUUGUAUGUUAAAUCACGUUAAUCGUACAAUAUAUCUCCUAAUCUAACAUAUCGGUAUUUGGUCACGUCAGAUCGAUUUGCAAUUCAAUCAUUCUCCUGUUUUUUCUAAUAUACAUAUAUAGUUCUUUAUUGAACGUCAUAUGGCACAAAUAUAGUCGCUAUGGUUUCCUAAUAUGAUACAUCUCUAAUAUAUACGACAAUUAUUUAUUUCUGAGUUACUGACAUAAAAUCGAUAUCUCCGUGAAUAAUUAGACUUAAAAUUCCAUAUGAUAGUUCCAAUUUUAAUCUCGAGAUUUUUAUUAUAUUUAUUCGUCGAACGUGUGGAUUAUUUAAAUUAUCGAUUCACUUACGAAAACUCCCAAAAACCAAUAGUGUGAAUCCUAAUUUAAAAUCAGAGAAUCUGUUUUAUUAACAAACACAUGUUUCAUUAGGCUUAUGAUAAGAGUUAAGCCGAAGCCGCCAAGCGAAAGUGUCUUCGUCGAACGCGGUUGUAUCGAUUGCCAUGCACUUACGAUUAAUGGAUAAAAAACUAGGCGUGCCAUUUUAAGCCACCUUAAGUGACGACGUUCUCCACAACCGAUUGGUCGAUCUUCCGCGAGAGCGAAACGAACGAUAUUUGUGAAAGAAGAGAUUCACUUAUCGAUCGCAUUUUAUCAAUAAAUUGAGCACAACGUAUCCUCACGAUCAUUCCCUUCUUCCACCUUAAGGAAACUAAGAAACAUUUUGUAUCUUAAGGAGAGAAAAAGCUUCUUCUGCUAGUCGAGAGAGAUUCUAUUUGCCAUGGACAAAAAAAGAAAAAAGAAAGACGUUUAAAUUUCCUGUGUGUACGCAAGCACGUUGUACCUUCCGAUCUUGAAAGAAACACACGUGCGUACACGCAUAGAUUUAUAUACGUGAACACGAUUUUCAUCUCCGACUACAAAGAGACACGCGUAUGCCAUAUUGAAAAACGAAGCAAAAAAAGAAAAAAAAAGGAAAAUGAUAUGAAAAUGAAAGGUACACACGCAGACACACACACGUACAAGUGUAUAUCUAUUUGUUCCAAGAUUUUCAUCCGCGGUAUUUAUCCUAUGAACGAUCAGCAUCGCGAAAUACGUUGUAAUAAUUUAUUAACUUUUUCACGUAGGACCAAGCGACUCCCCCUUUCUUCCCCUAUCUCCACCUCCUAACUUUCCUGUAAAUUUUCUUUUUAAUUUCCCCUCCUUCGUACUUCCGGUGAUCCUGUGAAUCGUUAACUGUCUCUCCACAGUUAUUUAAGAUUUUUUCGGCGUCUCGUUCGCCUCUUUCCAGGUAGAACGCAAUCAAUGUUUUAAUCGUCAGACUAUAACGUUAAAAAUAACUAUUUUAUAUAUAAUUUUGUUAAAUGAAAUUGUCAAUCAAAGGAUAUAUUUGAUUAUGCUACUGAUUGAGAGAAGGGGAUUGUUAAAAGAAAAGAAAAGAAAAAAAGGAAUUAUUUAGGAAAUAGCGAAUUAAUCGAUAUCAUUGUAACGUUAUUAUUAUUAUGAUCAUUAUUAUUAUUAUUAUUAAUAUUAUUGGAACAUAGCGUUAGUAGUCUGAAUUCUUAAUCGCGCCAUUUAGAAUACGUUGUUCCACCAUGUUCCCUCCACUUUCGAAUGAUAACAAUUUGUAGGAUCUAGCGCUAUCUUUUACUAACCUGUUAGAUCGCGAUAUUAAUUGACGUUAAAUCUUUCCGAUGAAUAAAUAUGAAUGUCAAAUAAUUUCUACACUUGGUAAAAUAAUCUUAUAUAUACGAUGUUACAGCUUUGAUAAUAUCUUAUAUAUAACGUUAUGUCAUUAUUAUAUCCUGUGCAAUAAUAAUAUGAAUUUUACGUACACUAGCCGUUGCAUUUAUUAUCGCCCGAAUCGACCAAUACAAAUAAAAUAAAGCAACGAUCGUUUAAAACAAGCAGAAUCUGACACCAGAAGUAUUGAAAAUAUCAAAGAGAUUAAUUUGUAGUGGACAAAAGGAAAAUAGCGAGCACAGAGAAAUUUCUAUUUUCUCAUGUAAAUAAAUAAAAAAUUAUUAGGAUCCUAUUUUUUAACGUGCGAAAGUUUGAUUUAAGCGGUAAGAUGACCAUAAAUCUGUGUUCUACCUGCGUAGGAGGAACACGGGCGCCAUUUUUAUAAAGUCCGAUGUGUCGGGGUAAAACUAAAAUAUAUCAUGUCGAUACUGCCAUGUACUAAUUACAUAAGGAACACCAAUUGCCUACGAUAACUCUGGUAAUUUUCUUUUUUCGCCAUGGCGAUUUUUCCCUGGAUGUUUUUCAUGGUAAUUCGUUGCUAAUCUAUGCUUUGUCCCGUCUCACUUCGAAACGACCAUUGAACGUUACGGGCGAAGCGUUUAAAUUUAAUCGACGUAUUUAUAGCCGAUGUCUCGGGAGGCGAUUUUCUUUGAAUUGCUUGUAAGAAAAAGGAAAUAUGAAUGAAAGUCGUACGUUCGUCGUAUAUCAUGGAAAUUGUUUCCUGCGACGUCGAUUUAUAUGUUUUCAGGUAUCGCGUGUUCUUUUCAUUGAGACAACUCUGAUAAUUCCAUCGAUUGGCGCAUCUUAAUAAUGGGCGCUCGUUGCUUCUAAAUCGAUCUUAUCGAUUUGUAAAAUGGCUGCAAGCUAUUUUUUAAGUUUAUUUAUAUAAUAAAGUAUCUAAACGUCUCUACACGCACGAUACUGUAACAGGUAGUAAUAAAACAGAAUAAGUGUAUUGAUAGGGUCGACUUGGAAGACGGAACUAAAAUCUAAGUAAGCGGCUGUUCGAUGUACAGGUUAUGUGAGAAGCAAAGAUCACAAAUAAAUAUCGAUAUCUAAGUAAAAAUCAUGAAAGCUGUCUGAAAAGUUACGAUACGAUAACGUGUUGGAAAAAAAAAAUGAUUGUGUUUAGGGUAAGUUACUUGCAAUAAAUAGAAUGGAAAUUAAUUCUUUCUUCUAUUUCUCCCAAAAUUAGUGGAAUACUACCGCAGUACCUAAAAAUCAAUCGUGCAGUAUAUAUACAAAUGUUAUGCUUUGCCUUUAACUCGAAAAUCGUUUGAAAGGAAAUUUAUCCUUGUUGUAUUAAUAAAAACGUCGUAAUUUGAUUAUCAAAAUUAGCCAAAAUAACUAAUUGUAAGUAUGCCAUCCGUGUUUUCCCACGUCGAACCAGUUCUACCAAUUUUUAGAUACAUAUUCCGUUAUUUCGCCUUUUGGAAACAUCUUACCCUCUCCUCUCUUUCUAUUCAACCUUUCUCUCUCGAGAAUGUCCUCUCCUCUUCUCUCCUGGCACUGACGAAAAGGAAUCUGGAGAUCGAAUCAUAAUCUUUAUUGUAAUAAUAAUCGUACGCAACAUAGACAAAGGAUUAUUUGUUAGAUAGUAAUUAAUCCUCCGUGCGGUGAUGCGAACAAACGCGAAACUGUUGUUUUUUAAUGAACAAGAAUUUUGAGUUUCUUCCUUCCACGAAUGUGAAUAUUUAUAAAUAAAAUAUAAUUUAUUGAAAAAGAAAAUUAGAAAUUUUUUAUUGUAUAUCGUUUACUGAUAUAUAAUCUAUUAAAUAAAAAAAUAUUCUGUUCGUGAAUGACGAAGAAAUGUCUUUACAGAAGCUUGCAUUUAGACGCGAUUGAAAGAACACAUUAUAUUCGACGCGAGAACCCUAGACAACAAAAGGAACGAAAGUAAAAAAUACGCGUUGCAUUUCCACAUGGCUCAUUUAAUACGUGAAAUGCGCCGUCUAAGUUCUAUGCGACGAGAAAUGUAAUUGUAAUGAGAUCUUAUUUUAUAAGAGGAUGUAUUCCGUAAAAAAAUGCUAUCCUAGUAAUGAGAAGUCUGUCUAAAAUUAGACAAAACUCCCAUAGGCCAGGUGGACAAAUGAAUAAUAAUUUUAAAAGUGAAUAUAAUUAAUAUUUAAUGAUAACAACAAUUAACAAUAUUAUUUUUUAAGAAUGCGUAUUGUCUAACCUCCGCUCCUCCCCUUCUGGAUCGCCCUCGAGGAUCCAUGAAAUAUAUAUUACAUAUAUGUGUAUAUAUAUUCGUGGUCAGUACACACAUAUACAAGUAUAUACAUGUAUAUGUAUUUGUUUUUAAAAAAAAAUAAUCGCUCGCCGGUGAAAAAAUAAAUUAUAGUCUUUUCUUUUCUACUGUUUUACAUUUUUGGUCUACGUACACAUAUGAGUAUGACGAUUCUAUCGGUCCAUCCAUGAAGUUCCUAGGACCUAUCAUCUACGUGUAGUAUGCCCAACAAGUGAAAGUUUAAAAUGAACAAUUGUUAAUGAUCAAGAAUUUGUCUCGUAAUUUUGCUUAUUAUAUUAUUUAUAUUCGCAAUUCCGUUACUUAUAUAGGCAAUAAUCAUAUCUCAUAAAAAUAGCGAAUAAAUUAACGUUCUUGGAAUAUUUCUGUUUCGAAAUAUCACGUACUUGAUACUCGUUGGAUGUACUAUACAUACACGAAUUGAUCAUGAUACCGCAGCGGUACCAAUGAAUCUCACAAAUUACAUUUCAUUCGCGUUAUUUCCAUUGUGGGCGUUUAAGUUAACAAGACACGUUAUUAUUAACAGAAAUUAACAAUAAUUGCACUAUGUUAGUAUAACGAACAAUAAUGUAUGUCAUCGCUCCUAUUCUGUAAAUAAACACUGUGCCGUAUGAGAA